AUGGAACUUUGCAACACCCAAACUUCUGUUUUAUUAAGAAAAUCCUGUGCUACAAGUAAAAAGAAGAAAGGUAACACUUAUUUAGCAAAUUCCAUAGAAGGGUCAGAAGAGAAAUUUAAUAAAAGCUAUGGAAGAAUAUACACACUUUCAUGUUUCACAAAUACUCUUUUUCUUAUAUUAUUAUUUCUAUUAUUACAAAACGAACAUGCACAUGAAGAUAAUGUAAUUUCAGAAAUACAUUGGAAUACUUUAUGCACAAGGAAAUUAGGAGAAGCGAAUUGUUCAAGUUCACAGAGACCCAAUAGUAUGUAUAGAAAUGAUGGUUAUAGUCCGGAUGGUUAUAGUCCAUAUGAUAAUACGAAUAAAGAAUUAGUGUACGGUGAAGUAAGUAAUACGAAUAAUCUAACUAACCUAAUACAAAACGAAGAAGGUGGUAAUGGGUGGGUUUUGAAUAAUGCUGGGGGAAACGAUUCUGUUGAUGGUAAUAAGUGUUCUGAUGGUCAACAUGGAUAUUAUUAUGGAGAAGUGCAUAACGGAUAUAAUAUUCAGGGGGGAUUUUAUCCACAGAACGGAAUGGUAGCACAACAUAACCAAAAUGAACAAAUGUAUAGUAAUAGUUCAUCUAUGAAUAAUAAUCUUGCAUUUGGACAUAUGCCAGAACCUGGAAAUUGUGCAACUAGUAAUCAAGUUGAAAAUAAUUAUGAUACUGCACCUAAUACAAAUAGUGAACAAAAUGUGCAAAAUGUGCAAAAUGUACAAAAUGUACAAAAUGUACAAAAUGUACAAAAUAUUGGAAAUGAUUUUACCUCAUAUAAUCAGCAAAAUGAAGGUCUUUCAGGAACUAAUCCUACAACAGUUAAUAACCAAAAUGUAAACAUUUCCGGUAACCAAGUUACAAGAAGUAAUCAGAUGGAUAAUUUUUCUGGUGGUAGUAGAGGCACAUAUAAUAAUUCAAAUGAAAAUAAUUAUGGUAAUGGAUAUGAUAAUUAUCAUAACCAAUAUGAUCAUUAUUACGGAAUUAAUGGAUUAGGAACAUACAAUAAUGGUUAUGAAAAUGGUUAUGGAAAUGGAGAGAAUACAUACAAUAACCAGUAUGAAAAUCCCUCUGGAAAUAGGAGCACAUUCAUGUAUAAUAAUAAACAGGAUAAUAAUUAUGGAGGUACUGAUGCUGCGUACAGUGGUCAAUAUGGAUAUCCUAAUGGAAAUAGCGGAUCAACAUAUAGCAAUCAAAAUCAAGACAUAAAUGAAGAUAUGCUGUGGCAGUCUUAUAGAAAUUAUUGUGGAGGAUAUUCAGAAAAUACGAGAGGUACACAUAAUACUCAAGAUGAUGUGUAUCCUGGUGAUAUGUGGAAUGGAUAUAAAAAUCAAAUUCCAAGUGAUGGUGAAACAGAGGGGGAAACAUAUAGAAAUAACAACGAAUAUUCUUCUUAUGAACAAUCCAACAGAAGUAGCAAGCAUUAUAAUAGAAGGCAUUCCGAAAAAGAAGAUACCGAUAGGCAUAGUACGCGUGAAACCUCUGAAAAAAUGAGCAUAAAUGAUAAAAAGAAAAAAAAUAAAGAAGAAUUUGACAAACGCCGUAGGGAAGCAAAAGUUAUGGAACAAGCAUCUGCUGAUCAUAUAAAAGGACUCAUUGAAAAAUUAGGAUCCAAGGUAAGCAUGAAGGAAAUGAUGGAUGUAUUUAAUUGGGUGAUUUUUCAUGAGAGAAAAAAAUAUUUUAUCAUGGAGGAAGGCGUAAUGGUAUUUUGGGAAAAUUUAUCAGUAUCUUACGGUAUUCCAAGUUAUUAUAAGGUUAGACAAUGGAUGAAAGCCUAUGAUGGUAUGACAAAAGAAUUACUAUAUUUGGAAAAAAAAUUAUAUGAAUCAUUAAUGCGUAUGCUUCAACAUGGAUCAUAUUCACGUACAGAAUAUUUGAACUUUGUAAAAGAAGUAAAAUAUGCAUGUCAUAAAAUAAGAAAAGAUAUGGAAAGUGAAUGGCAAGGAUAUUUGAAUUCUAAAGUUCAAGGAUUUUGGGAAUAA
Messenger RNA from Plasmodium malariae, 2016 nucleotides. Its product is annotated as Plasmodium exported protein, unknown function. The record is from RefSeq and is a predicted model, not a curated record. The transcript is spliced from 2 exons. Lineage: Eukaryota; Apicomplexa; Aconoidasida; Haemosporida; Plasmodiidae. Bases 1 to 2016 code for a protein of 671 amino acids.